This is a messenger RNA of Pieris macdunnoughi, 876 nucleotides long. NCBI's taxonomy places the organism in Eukaryota, Metazoa, Arthropoda, Insecta, Lepidoptera, Pieridae. The record is from the annotation of a GenBank genome assembly.
AUGGCAGAUGAUGACGUUCCUUCGGAUAGUAGCACAUUAGUGAUUAUAGUUGACACAAAUCCAAAUCAAAGGUAUAUAACGGAGGAUCCCAAAGUACUAACAGGAUGUUUGGAUGCGGUGAUUGCAUUUGCCAAUUCACAUUUAAUGCAAAAAUCAAGAAACGAACUAGCUGUAAUUGGUUGUCAUUUUCAUAAAAGUGAAUAUCUGUACCCAUCGCCAGGCAAACCAUUGGAUGUAAGACAAAUUGAUGGGCAAUAUGAGCUAUUUACACUUGUUGAAAAGACUAUCAAAAUGAGAUUAGUGAACUUAAUAAAAAGUCAACCACAAGAAGAGAAGCCAGGGGAGUCUCUGCUAGCAGGAGCACUUGCCAUGGGGCUAUGUUUCAUUUCAAGAAUACGUCGAGAGUCAUCCCCAGCAUUAAAAAUAAGUAGUAGAAUUCUUAUUGUGACGGGCAGCUCAGAUACUGCUGCACAGUAUAUUAAUUAUAUGAAUGUGUUCUUUACUGCACAGAAACAGCAAGUAAUAAUAGAUGUUUGUUCGUUGGACAAGCAUUUAAGUUUGCUACAGCAGGGGUGUGAUAUCACAGGUGGAUUAUAUCUCAAAGUGCCAUCUUUAGAAGGAUUGCUACAGUAUUUAUUGUGGGUAUUCCUUCCAGAAGGCUCGGAACGCAGGCAGCUAGUACUUCCUGGUCGUGGCCGCGUAGAUUACCGCGCUGCUUGCUUCUGUCACCGGGAACUAUUGUCUAUAGGAUAUGUAUGCUCUGUCUGCUUAAGCGUGUUCUGCAAAUUCAGCCCUAUAUGUACCACAUGCCACACGGUAUUCAAAAUCGCUGGACCCUUACAGAUCAAGCCCAAGAAGAAGAAAGUGAAAGUUUAA